GGCGCGGCGGCGGCGGCGACCGGGUGACGGGGUGACGGUUUGCACUGGAGUGAGCGGCGGCGGCGACGGCGACGGCGACGGCGACGGGUUGUCGAGCGGGGCCCGGGUAGUGCUGCAUCCCAAAGUGGCAGGAAGGUAUUGCUGUGAAGAUGUCGCAUCUCAGCGAUUGCAUUCACUUGGAAUCCGUGGGCGAAGUGACGAAAGACGAACUGAUUGAGAAGUCUCAUGGCACUUGUCAAGAUUGUAAAGUUGGUGGUCCAAACCUCUGGGCAUGUUUGGAGAAUGGCUGUUCCUAUGUCGGAUGUGGAGAAUCCCAUUCGGAUCACAGCACUCUCCAUUCCCAGGAGACCAUGCACAAUCUCACUGUAAACCUCACCACCCUGCGAGUUUGGUGUUACGCGUGUGGCAAAGAAGUCUUUUUGGAGAGGAAACUUGGACCCCUACCAGUACAGCAUACAAGAAUACUUAAAGUCCCCGAACACCCGGACUCCUCUCCCGAGCCGUCACCAAAGGAUCGUAACACGAUAGCAGGAAGUUAUCUCGACCCAGAAGCUGAAUAUGACGACAUCAGGAAUAGAGGUCUCACUGGUUUGAAAAACAUUGGAAACACUUGCUAUUUGAAUGCUGCUCUUCAGGCCCUUUCCAACUGCCCGCCCUUAACUUUGUUUUUCCUUGAAUGUGGAGGCUUGGUGCAGACGGACAAAAAACCAGCCUUGUCGAAAAGCUACCAGAAGCUGAUGGCAGAAAUCUGGCACAAAAAUCGCCCGAGCUAUGUUGUGCCUACAAGCCUAUUCCAGGGGAUUAAAACUGUGAAUCCAAUGUUUCGUGGGUAUUCUCAACAGGAUGCCCAAGAAUUUUUGCGCUGUUUGAUGGAUCAACUUCAUGAAGAACUAAAGGAACAAGUUGCGGAGCAGAUUGCAGAGUCCCAAUGUAUAACCAUGAUCGAGCAAAUGGAAGAAGAAAACUCGUCAGAUAAUGAAUUUCAGUCUUGCGAUUCGUGCGCUGGUAGCGAUAGAGCUGAUGGCGAGAGCAACCUGAAGAUGUUGACUGAAGAUCAGGGGGGAGAGCUGCUGAUGCACGAGGAACUGAAGAAUCACGCUCUCACUAAAGUCCGGUCACAAGAGAGAAGUUUGCUGCAUAAACUUUACAACCACAGCACGGGAGACGACUUGGAUAAAGACAUGGAUACUUCCACAGAGGUUACCACAGAUGUGUCAAUGCACAGUUCGUCGACACCUAACAGUCCUAUGCUGAAUGAGGCAAAUUCAAGGUUGUCCAGCAGCCCACCGCGAUCUACUUCAGUGUGGGGAGGUCUUGUUUCCUCACACAAAAAAGUUACCUCUUUUGUACCGCUUAAAAAAAGAAAACAAGCAAAGUACAAAAGUGUUAUCUCUGACGUCUUUGACGGUACCAUUGUGAGUUCGGUGCAGUGUUUGACUUGUGAUCGGGUGUCCACCACUCUGGAGACAUUUCAAGAUCUCUCCCUGCCUAUCCCGGGUAAAGAAGAUUUGGCCAAGCUUCAUUCUUCAAGUCACCAAAUGUCCUUGGUGAAAGCAGGGUCAUGUGGUGAGGCCUACGCUCCACAAGGCUGGAUCGCGUACGUCAUGGAAUACAUCAAGAGUUGGUUCUGGGGCCCUGUUGUAUCUUUGCAGGACUGCUUAGCUGCCUUUUUCGCCAGAGAUGAGCUCAAGGGUGACAACAUGUACAGCUGUGAAAAGUGUAAAAAGUUGAGAAAUGGGGUGAAAUUCUGCAAAGUGCUGGUGUUGCCAGAGAUUUUGUGCAUUCACUUGAAGAGGUUCAGGCACGAACUCAUGUUUUCCACCAAAAUCAACAACCAUGUGUCAUUUCCAUUGGAAGGACUUGACCUUCAACCUUUCCUCGCUAAAGACAGCCAUUCUCAAAUCACAACGUAUGAACUUUUAUCUGUUAUCUGCCAUCAUGGUACCGCAAGUUGUGGCCACUACACGGCUUUUUGCCUAAAUGACCUGAACGAUCGAUGGUACGAAUUUGACGACCAAUCUGUAACGGAGGUGUCUCAGUCGACUGUGCAGAACGCAGAGGCUUAUGUGCUCUUCUACAGGAAGAGCAGCGACGAGAUGCAGAAGGAAAGGCAGCGAGUAACGCAUCUGCUGAAUAUGAUGGAGCCAAGUCUGCUCCAGUUCUACAUCUCGCGUCAGUGGCUGAACAAAUUCAAGACGUUUGCAGAGCCCGGGCCCAUUAGCAAUAAAGAGUUCCUCUGUGUCCAUGGAGGUGUUCCCCCUCGGAAAGCCAGUUACAUAGACGACCUGGUCGUGAUGCUGCCUCAGAAUGUGUGGGACUAUUUGUACAGCAGGUUUGGAGGGGGUCCAGCUGUUAACCAUCUCUACACCUGUCAACACUGUCAGAUUGAGAUCGAAAAGCUUGAAAAGAGAAGGAAGAUGGAACUGGAAAUGUUUGUGCGGUUAAACAAAGCUUUCCAAGAAGAAGAAUCGCCCUCUGUUAUCUACUGCAUUAGCAUGCAGUGGUUCAGGGAAUGGGAAGGAUUUGUCAAGGGCAAGGAGCAUGAGUAUCCUGGUCCAAUUGAUAACACUAAGAUCGCCGUUGGCAAGAGCAACCACCUCUCUUUAAAGCAAGGAGCAGAUUCCGGCCAAAUCUCCGAGGAGACGUGGAAUUUUCUGCACUCGAUCUACGGAGGGGGCCCGGAGAUCGCUCUGAGACAGAAUGUCGUCCACCAGGACACGUCUUCCGCAGAAGAAAAAAACGAGGUUGAAAUCCGUCCAGUCCAAUAAUGGUUAAAGCAAAUAUUUAGGAACUGAAACUGAGAUGAAUAAUUUGCUGAAUUGUGAGCAUUCCAGGAUGUGAGAUAUUUUCCAAAUCUAAUUCUUGCAGUGGCAUUAACAGUACGUGCUUAGAGACAAUCACAAAGUCAUCCCUGUUUUUGUAAAGUAGUUCGACGUAUGUUUCUGGUCUGCCUGUAAACUGAGAGAUGAUUGUGUUUUCUGGAUGGUAUCUGAUGUAGAUUUGGUCUGUGAAUGGCCCACGCACUGAAAGUGUACGAGUACGAAGCAAAACGCUUAUAUUAAGUCGACUCAGGAAAGCACUGAUUAUUUGUUUCUUUGCACUGCACUGUGGAUGAAAAAUGUAAAAUUGCAAAUGCCUUGUCCUUGCUAUUGUGAGCAGGUAAAGGAAUAUUCUUGAGAGCUCGCAAAAAUGAUGCACAUGAGUCUGUGUAAUAUGUAGGUCAGGUUAACCCCGUGUGUGCAUUCACACAAGUUAGAGCAUCUUGCAAAGAAAGCUCUUGAGCACAACAUGUUAUAUUGCCAUUACUGGAGAUACCUAAUUUCCCGUCUCUGCCUUUUCCCAAUUCAUAUUGAAGGUCAACAAUAUGGGUGGCACAGCGGUAGAGUUGCUGCCUUACAGCACCAGAGACCCUGGUUCGAUCCUGACAUGUCUGUACGGAGCUUCUACGUUCUCCCUGUGACCGCAUGGGUUUUC
Messenger RNA from Amblyraja radiata (thorny skate), 3474 nucleotides. It is a transcript of the gene usp33, whose product is annotated as ubiquitin specific peptidase 33. The record is from RefSeq and is a predicted model, not a curated record. Gene Ontology annotation, molecular function: zinc ion binding; cysteine-type deubiquitinase activity. Gene Ontology annotation, biological process: protein deubiquitination. The transcript is spliced from 24 exons. The coding region runs from base 150 to 2768 and encodes 872 amino acids. NCBI's taxonomy places the organism in Eukaryota, Metazoa, Chordata, Chondrichthyes, Rajiformes, Rajidae.